AUGACGGUGUCUGUGAAGCGGAUAGCGAUUCUCGUGCUCACCCUUUUCGCGCUUGCUCUUGCUGAUUCAGAUAUGGACAUGGAUGAAGAAAGGCCUGAAUUUCAUCCCAUAAAUGCCGGAUCAAAAACAUUUCAUUGGAUCUUAACAUUAUUUGUCUUAUUGAUACUACCUUCGAUCAGUACUUCCUUGGCAUUUGCCAAUAGACUACAUUGGUCUUUACUCUUGCAAUAUAUUUCCACAGCAUAUUCCGUUUUCGAAUCGUUAUUUUUGGAUUUUCCGGAUAAUAAAGACAAUCACGAAAAUAGAACUUCAAAAGGUACAAGUUGGUUUUUGAGUAUAUUAUUGGGAACUACGAUUUUUUUAGGAACGCUUAUCAAUGGAAGUAAUCUCAUCAUUAACAAGUUCUACCCACACUUGUCGAAGCAUUACAAUGAGUAUGGUUUGUCCUACAAGGUUUACAAAAUAUCGUCGUUGCUUUGCCUCUUGACGGGGUGGGUAAGAGUGUGUAUGGCACCAAUUGCUUUAUUUGGAUUCUGCUAUGGCAUUCACACAGGACAAUGCAUAGCUCAUGGAAUCAUGGGCUCAGCUUUUAUCAUGUAUUCAUUUGUAUUAUCAGUGGUGCUUGUUGUUCCUUGGAUUCGUAAACAUCAAUUGCACAACAAUAGCCCAUCAUUGAAGUCACAGGAAUUUUACGACUCAACCGUGAUGAUGUUGUGGGGAAUUGUCAAUACAUUUACAGAACAUCGUUGGGGAAGAGAAGCAUGGAAUAUGGGUGAUUAUCAACACACUGCCAUGGGUAUAAUUUGGUGGGGUGGGGGAUUACUAGGGAUGUAUUUGUCAAGAAACAACCAAAGAUCAUUUGUGCCUGCCUUGUUGUUGAUCUUCACUGGUUGGUCAAUGAGUCAACAUUCACAACAUUUGGAGAUUUCAACCAAGGUACAUUCUUUAUUCGGAAUUGCAUUGAUGGGUGCGGGAGCAGCCAGAGUCAUUGAAACCGCAUUUUUAUUAAGAGAUAAAGCUUGUAGCGAACUGGGAAGGAUACUUACGUUUCAAUACUUGCCUCCAUUUGGGUUAACCUUGUCAGGUAUUUUAUUUAUGGGAGCUACCGAGGAACAAUUACAGUUAGUACAUGAUUUAGGAUCCGACCAUUCUGCAUACAUCUUGGUGGUUUCUGCUGCUGCAUUUCUAAUCUUCCUUUGGAUCCAGUUGUGCAUUUGGUUGUACCUUAGGUUAGUUGGUUACGAUGAAAAUGGUGAGCUUAGCAAGCAAUAUGCACCGAUAAAUGUCGAGGAGUUUGAGUUGGGAGAUGUAAGCGGAGAUGAAGAGGAAGAGGAUACACCACCGGAGGAGUUUAGAGAUAGUAGAUAG
This is a messenger RNA of Lodderomyces orthopsilosis Co 90-125, 1368 nucleotides long. RefSeq lists its product as uncharacterized. The record is from RefSeq and is a predicted model, not a curated record. The transcript has a single exon. Lineage: Eukaryota; Fungi; Ascomycota; Pichiomycetes; Serinales; Debaryomycetaceae. The coding region runs from base 1 to 1368 and encodes 455 amino acids.